Eurytemora carolleeae is the source of this 2597-nucleotide messenger RNA. RefSeq names its product transcription factor GATA-3. The coding region runs from base 194 to 1552 and encodes 452 amino acids. NCBI's taxonomy places the organism in Eukaryota, Metazoa, Arthropoda, Copepoda, Calanoida, Temoridae. The transcript has 7 exons. The record is from RefSeq and is a predicted model, not a curated record. Gene Ontology annotation, biological process: cell fate commitment; positive regulation of transcription by RNA polymerase II; negative regulation of transcription by RNA polymerase II. Gene Ontology annotation, molecular function: zinc ion binding; DNA-binding transcription factor activity, RNA polymerase II-specific; RNA polymerase II cis-regulatory region sequence-specific DNA binding.
UGUCAUCAGUACAACAUGUAGACUCUACUUUUCAUAUGUAAUAUAUAUUUUUCAAUUUUCAUUUCUUUGUGUUCAAGUGAAAAUCAUCCCGUCCAAUGUACUUGUGAACAGUAUACAGUGAUUUAAUUUUAGAGGAUUAUUUAGAGGAGAGUUUCAGUGAAUUAUAUCAAAAUAAAGUUAAAUAGCAAUAAAUAUGGAUGGUAGCGUUGACGCACUGGGCCAUAAUCGAUGGUACGGAAUGGACCAAGGAAUUGGUAGAUUGGACCAAGGUUUAGGUCGAGUGGACCAAGGGUUGGGGAGAGUGGACCAAGGGCUUGAUGAAAGCCAAAGAGCUUAUUUUUCAGCUUAUCCUAAUUAUCCUCCGAUUAAUCAAGGUCGGCCGGUGGAUCCCCAUGGAUUGAGUUACUAUUCAAUGUGGAGUAAUGCAUUUAGCCAGACUCAAACUAGUAAAACCUUCUACCCUCCUCCUCCUCCUCCUAGUUCAACUCUACCUCCUCCUCUAACAUCAGCUCAUCAUCCUCAUCCUUCCUCAGGUUCUUCUAGUCCUCAAAGGGAAACCCAACCUUUGUCUGAAGAAUCAAGACUCCAGCUUCCAUCCUUGACACCUGUAAACCGAUCAGCCGAUCAGCCGGCUGAUUUCCGGUCAAAUAGUCCUGACCGGAAAGUGUUUGAGAGCGUCUACCAGGAAACACAUCCGGUCAAAACAGAACUGUUUUCCUCAUCUCAGUCAAUAUCACCGUUUGAAGAAACGGAGAAUAACUCUACGGAAAGACGAACUGACGGAGCCUCCUUUCCCUCCCCCUCACACACCCCCUCGGCCUACCCUUACUACACCCCUGAUAUUGCAUCCCCCCUGUAUGGUGGAUAUUCUACUGCGGGGCCCCUGUCUCCUAAAUCAAAAUCUAGAGGGGGAAAUGGUAAUGAAGGUAGAGAGUGUGUGAACUGUGGUGCAACAUCUACUCCGUUAUGGAGACGGGAUGGAAAUGGUCACUAUCUCUGCAAUGCCUGCGGUCUUUAUUACAAAAUGAAUGGACAGAACAGACCUCUUGUGAAACCAAAGAAGAGAUUGUCUGCAUCUCGUCGUGAAGGGACGAACUGUACGAACUGCAAGACGAUCAACACAACUCUAUGGAGAAGGAAUCAGAACGGUGAACCUGUCUGUAAUGCCUGUGGUCUAUACUUCAAACUACAUAAUGUUGAGCGACCCGUGACCUUAAAGAAGGAAGGAAUUCAAACCCGAAACCGAAAACUUUCCACAAAAUCAAAAAAGAAAAAAUCCAACAUGGCAGAGUUUUUCCAAACCGGUUUUGACGGUCGGUACAACUUCAGCUCUGGCGGUAUGGGCGGACCUAUGUCAGGAUAUUACCACCAGAUGUCUCCCAUGUCGGGGAUGAUGAGUCAGUACAUGCAUGCCGGCAUGGGUGGGAUGUACAUGGGAUCCAUGCCGACCGGAAAUCAGGGAAUAAUGCCGCACUUACAGUCUACACAUGGCAUGUUUUCUGCACCAUCCCCUUCAAUGCAGAACUCUAUAGUUGCGGGGGCAACCGCAUGAUUUCAAGAGAAAAUAGUGAUUUCAAUUCAAAAUCGUGAAAAAUUCCAGUUUCAAGAGGCUCAGCUCGUUGUUUCAAGGGUUUAGCUUAAAUUUAAAUGUGCAUAGUACAUUAAAUAGCCGUUGCUAAAAUAUCUAACGAAUGUAAAUGUUUUUUAAAGUGAAUUGUUUAAAGUGCACUUUCAGUUUAACAAAAGACGCUUGAGAAAAGUUUAAAUUCAAAAUAUUGAAACGUUGAAAAUUCUUAAACUUUGUUACUUUUCUUCAUUUGUACAUAUGUACAUUUGUACAUAUGUACAUUUGUACAUAUGUACAUUUGUACAUAUGUACAUUUUUACAUAUGUACAUUUGUGCAUAUUUACAUUUGUACAUAUGUACAUAUGUACAAAUGUAUUACACUUUUGAUGAUCAGAUACACACAAAAUUUGCCUUAAAUUGUAAAGAAUUACACUUUUAAAAAUUAAUAUUUUAUGUAAAAGUUAUGUAAAGGGAUUGUCCACGAAAUUUGAAGUGAACUUCAAUUCAAAGUGUUACACAGGUCCGAUUCACAACGGUGAAAUUUUUUCUCUGCUCAAUAAAUCAGCAAGUUGGUCUGUUAGGAAACCGCAACUGAAUAUAAUCAAAUUUAAGAUUAAAAAAACAUGGACAACAUUGUUCAGAUGAAAGAUCGAACCCGUCACUCUAAAAAUGAAGGUUUUUUUGAAAUUCCGUUUACAAUCCCUUUAAAUGUAAACAAAUGCAAAGCAAUCAGGGCUUUCAACAAGAUGCAAUAAAUAUAUAAAUUCUGCAAUAUAUUUUCAUUCUGCAUUUUAAAGCACAAAAUAUUAUUUUUUUCUUCAACGAAUUUUCAAUUUAUUUAUUUUAUUUUAAAAUAAAUAUACAAUGUGUUUAAAAAGGCUGUGAGCCCUCUAAGGAGUUCUUUUUAGUUUUUAUCGGUAGAAAACCAGUUUCAAGCUAACAUACAGUCGUAACUAGGGAUGUAUAUCGUUUGCAGGUCAAAUUUCAAAUAAUAAAAUUGUAUUCUCGAAAAUAUACAUUUGCAAACUUA